Molecule: messenger RNA, 3687 nt
Organism: Neolamprologus brichardi
Lineage: Eukaryota; Metazoa; Chordata; Actinopteri; Cichliformes; Cichlidae
Gene: marchf1
Product: membrane-associated ring finger (C3HC4) 1
Molecular function (GO): zinc ion binding
Source: RefSeq, a predicted model, not a curated record
AAUCCUGGCUCCACCCCUUUUGCAAAGACACACAAGAACACAGACAUACUCUCACACAGUCUCACACACGUGCGUCACAACAACACAGUUUCCCUGCCUCCUUGUUUACUGCUCAGCUCCAUCUCAACUCUUCCUCUCUUGUCUCGCUCCCAGCAGGAAAGCGAAAAAAGGGGAGGAAGAGGAGGUGGUGGUGGGCACUGUGGAGUAGUUUCCCAGUUGUCAUGACGACCUCACACCCCACCAUCCUGCUAUCUUCUUGUUACCACGGUGACCUGAUCCCGUUUCAUCUCCGCUCUUCUUGAUGAUCCGGAUUGGCUUGAUAAAUAAGUGCGAUCCGGGAGUGCUUCUUCCUAUUUCAGGAACGAGCUUGCGGACGCGAGAGCAGAUCCCACGCAGGGACGCAGAUUGGAGGACAGGACUGGGAAUGCUGUGGGAGUAACUCCGGAGCGUUGCCUGGAAACAGCAGCAUGCCAGUACAACAGAUAACUGUGGUUCCGUCCAGGGACAUAGCCAACAAUGGCAAGAGCGCUCUUCGCUCCAAAGACAAGACCGAGGGGAGGAAGGCACCUGGGCGCUCAGGGAGUCGAUCCAGCAACAUCUCCAAGGCUAGCAACUCAACUGCAGGGCUCACUACAGCCUCAAGGACAUCCAUAACACCAUCCGCUCAGGACAUAUGCAGUUCUGGACAGCUGACCCGCUUAGAGGAGGAUGCGUCUGAGUCACGCAAACACAAAAAGCACACACACAACUCCUCUGCAAUGACAGUCACUGGCACCACUCUGGGCUCAUCGGCUCAGGCACAGAAAAAGCAGGUGAAGCGACGUCACCGCCGCAAGAGAAGCAGCUGCACGGCCAUCGACUGCGUGGAAACCAAUGGCAAGCAUGACCACAGCGACCGGAGCCUCAGCUCUGACCGUAGUGAGCUGGGCGAGAAGAGGGAGCACUCCUUCAGGAACCGGAGGGAUCUCCCGCCUCGCUUCCGGUGCACAGGUGUGCCGCAUUCAGACUCCUCGGAGGAUGAGGCGUGCCGCGAGAGCCGCAGCUGGAGCAAAGAGAAAGCCAGAAGAGCGCGCCGCCGCAGCGGGAGCAGCCGGGACAGGGAUGUGAUAAACACACACAAAGGAGGAGAAGACAAAGCCGAGAUCAUGGAGCUGCAAUCUGUGGGCUCAGAUGAAGGGAAAGAGAGUCAACCUCUGAUGGAGGACGGCAGCGGCCUUAAGAAGCGCCACAACCACGGGAGCUCAGUGAAGAGAGACGGCCAUGCAUCGCAGAGGGAUCGAUCGCAGGGCAGAGAUAAGGAUACGAAGAGCUACAAGUCACAGAGCCCAAGAGGCAGCUCCUCAUUGGCCGACGACGGCGAGGAGCUCAUCACCAAGAGAUACCAGGAGAAGGGGUCAGGGGGCGGGGACAUGUCAGUGCCCACACUCCAGAAACACUGUGGUGCGAAUGGGAACACACCGCAUCCCUGCUCUGAUGACUCUGAGCUGGAGGUCUGCAGGAUCUGCCACUGUGAGGGGGACGACGAGUGUCCGUUGAUAAUGCCCUGUCGCUGCACGGGAAGCCUCAGUUUUGUUCAUCAGGCCUGUCUCAACCAGUGGAUCAAAUCCUCCGACACUCGCUGCUGUGAACUCUGCAAAUUUGACUUCAUCAUGGAGACGAAGCUCAAACCUUUAAGCAAGUGGGAGAAGCUACACAUGUCGAAGAGCGAGAGGAGGAAGAUCUUCUGUUCAGUGCUGUUUCACCUGAUAGCGAUAGUGUGUAUGUUGUGGUCGGUCUACAUUCUGGUGAGGAGAACUGCUGAAGAGAUCCGACUCGGAAAGAACGCCGAAUUAUGGAGAGUUUCUCUUCUGAAGUACUAUACGCCGCAGGGUGUGCUGGAGUGGCCCUUCUGGACUAAGCUGAUUGUGGUGGCCAUUGGCUUCACGGGUGGCCUCAUCUUUAUGUACAUCCAGUGUAAAGUCUACCUGCAGCUGUGGCGCCGCCUCAAGGCCUUCAACCGCAUCAUCACUGUGCAGAACUGUCCUGAGAAGGACCUGCACAACCCCCAGGCCCGGCACAGCACCAUCGCCAAUGGCAGGCAUGAAACCGUGGAGGUGCCGGUCAGCCAGGCCCCUGCCCCAGCUCCGGCAGCGGCGAUGGACUCUGACACGUCGGUGGAAGCUGCCGUGGCGCCGGAGCAAAACCCCGUUUGACUUAUCUCCUCCUGCUCCGAGAACAGUCCCUAAUCCCACUCUGCUCAUGGUAAUGUCAAUGAGCACAGUGAGAUUUGGACUUGUGCGGUGUUGUAAUGUUGUUCUCAACUCCAGUGGGUGCUGUUGGACAAACGAACUGAUCCGGUCCUUCGGUGAUCCAGAAAAGUUGGGGUCAGAAGGGCUUCACGAAGAAAGGAUGAGGGGCAGAGUGUGGAGAGAGGACAGAAAACAAAGCCAUCGGCACAGAACGCUUGUAAAGACCGUGUUUUGUCGUUUACCGACACCAUUUUAUCCCUGUAUGCACUUUCUCAACCUGCGCUGAUAUGAGUUACAGAUGUGAACACCCUGCAGAUGCUCAUCAAAGGUCUCAGUAUGUUUCAAAUGAAUCACACAUAUGACUCGUAAUCAGUCCCCACAUCAGCUGAUCGCUCAGCUGACACUCUGUCACACAUCUACAAGGCGGGACAAUUAAGCUGCUUCAGCCUUUACCACCCAGCUUCUCUGUUCUGCUUUCACUGAUCCUGCUACUGAUCUGUAAGGGGGACUUGCUGCUGCUCUUGCUGAGAGCUGGGAAGUCCCAGAAGAGAGCCUACACAGUCCUGAUUGGCCCAGCUGAAGCCUCGCAUGAAUCGUAGAAUCAGAGAUGCAACAUUGUAGCAGAUGAGGGCUACUCUGAAACGCUCCAGAUUCAGUCACCGCAGCCACGGUGCUGACUCUGAGAUCUGUAACACAUCUGUGCCCCUGGUGCUCACUGAGAGACUUCCCCAUUUAGAAGUUGAGCUGCUUUCAUAUUUUUGAACAAAACAUAUGGACCAAUCACUUUACAUGAAGUGCAGAUCUAUGACCCGCAGACACACUACUCAAAGGUUUUUAAUGAAUUUGGAAAAGUUGUCAAAGGUGAGUGAGGCAGGAUUAAAAAAUACAAUAGCUUGAGCUUGUUUUAAACCUGCCUGAUUGGGCCUGUGUGACAAGCUCUGAAGCAUACUGAGGCCUUUACUCUCCUUUUGGACAAUCAGGUCUUCAGACACCAAAGAGUCAGAUGUUAUAGGUAGAGAAGCAGACUGUAAACGGAACCUUUAGCUCAGCCGGAGAUCUAAAAACAUAAUAGUCUGAAAGUUAUCGUCAGAUUAUUUGUUAAAAUAGAAAGUCUACAGUAGCCCAGUCGUUUGCAGCUUCGGAGGUCCUGAGCUGGACAACCUUUAUUUAUGUUGAUGUAACUAGAGCUUUCAUAGUUCCCCCCCCCCAUUCAUGUUUUUACAUUAGAUUAUGAGCAUUUCACUUGAUUCGAACCGACACAAAGUCGGCCUACUCAAAGCGACUGUUACUCACACAUGACCACUUUUAUAGUCUCGAUUUGGUUUCUCACCUCACAGAAAAUACAGUUUCCUCUAUGUCUUAAACCCACCACAACAGCUUUUUUCUAAAUAAAACAGAGCAUCGUGGUUACAUGAAACGCAUAUUUAUUUGUGCAAUAAAUGAUGAAUGUAGAAACCUC